Schistosoma mattheei is the source of this 2193-nucleotide messenger RNA. NCBI's taxonomy places the organism in Eukaryota, Metazoa, Platyhelminthes, Trematoda, Strigeidida, Schistosomatidae. The record is from the annotation of a GenBank genome assembly.
AUGCUAUUUUUAACUAGACAAUAUUUAGAAUAUAAUGUAAUACAUCCACCACGUGUAUUACGUCAUACAAUUAGUCCAUUUCCAUCAGUAACUGUAUGUAAUUUUCGUCCAAUUUCACCAGAUGGAUUAAAAUAUUUACAAAUGAAAGGUUGGAAAACACCAAGACAUUUUGUAUUAGAUUUAGCUACAUAUGCUCAAUAUAUUUUUUAUAAUAAACAUAAAAUUGAUGAAUAUAAUGCAGCUAGUGCAGCAUUUUCAUUAGCUGGAUUUUUAGAAAGUUUACCAAAUAAUGAAGAAAGAAGAAAACUUGGUUAUCAACAUGAUAAAUUAAUAAUUAAAUGUCAAAUAACCUAUUUAAAUGGAAGUAAACCAGUAGCCGCACCAUGUGAACGUAAUGGUAUAUGGCGUAAAUUUAUUCAUGCACAAUAUUUAAAUUGUGCUACAUUUGAACCAUUUAGUUAUUUACGUUCAGAUACAACAAAUAUAGAAAUGUAUAUUUAUUUAGAUGAAAUGUUAAAUCGUGCACAAUGUAUUGAUUGUUUUCAUGGUGAAGUAAAAUCACAAUUAUCUGGUGCAUUAAUUACAAUACAUGGUGCUGAUACAUUACCAAAUAUUAAUGAUAAAAGUAUUAAUUUAAAACCUGGUACAUUAACUGAAUUACGUUUAUCUAUUAUAGAGAAUAUACAAAAAAUGCCACCUUAUGGUAGAUGUUCUAUCAAUCAUCCAAUACAAUUAAAUUUAUAUGAUAUGUUAUAUAAUUAUUCAGAAUAUGCAUGUCGUGAAUUAACUAUACAAAAUGAUAUAAUACAUUAUUGUAAUUGUUAUUCUAUUGAAUAUCCAUAUAAUGAAGAUACUAAUUACAAACCAUGUACUAAUUUAUUACAAUUUAUCAAUAUAUCAAAUUGUAAUCGUAAUGAUUUAUUGAAAAUCAAUAAUCGUAAUACUACUACUACUAAUAAUAAUAAUAUAAGUAAUAUAUGUAUUCAUGAAUUAAAUAAAUUCAUAACAAGAAUGAUGUGUAAACGUACAAUUAUAGAAAAUUAUUUACAUGGUGAAUUACCUAAUUGUAAAAUACCAUGUUCAUUUUAUUCCUAUGAAACUGAACAAUCAAUAUCAACAUGGCCAACUAAAAGUUGGCAAUUAACAUGGUUAAAUUCAUCAUAUAAUAAAAAAUUAGGUUUAUUUAAUAAUACAGAAUUUAUAUUAUAUCAUAAAGCAAUUGAAUUAUUAGAUUUAGGUAAUGAAUUAGAUGCUAUUAAUAUAUUAGAUAAAUUAAAUGUGUUAGAACGUAAAUUAUUAGCUAUAUUAAUUAAUCGACCUAAUUUUGAUGUACGUAAAGUUGAAGAAAAAGAAGUGAUUUCAUUGACGAAUUUAUUAUCACAAACUGGUGGUCUAUUUUCUAUAUGGAUUGGUUUAUCUAUUAUAUCAUUAGGUGAAUUAGUUGAAAUGUUUAUAAGAUGUUAUAUAAGAAUAAAACAUACUACUACUACUAACAGUAAUAAUAAUAAUGAUGGUAAUAAUAAUACAUUACAUCAUCAUCACCAUCAUCAUGAUCAUCAUCAAAAUGAUGCAAUUCAUCAAGAACAAUGCUUAUGUAAAUGUAACCAUCUAUUAUAUAAUAUAUUAUUAAAUCAUUUACAUAAUAAUAAUGAUAGUAAUAAUAAUAAUAAUACAAAUGAAAUAAUCAAUACAAUUAAUAAAAUGACAAUCACUAAUAAUUCAUUAUUAUCAAUGAAAUCAAAUGAUAAUAAUCAAGAAAAAAUCAAUAUUAAUGAGCAAUUAAAUAUUGAAUAAAUUCGAUCGAUCAUCUAUUGAUUACGUGCGCGCACAUACACACACACAAAUAUACACAUAUAUACAUUCAAUUGGUAUUCUUAAUGAGAUUAUCAUUGAUAAACGAUCAUUGAAUGAUAUUAAAGUGAUUUUGUAAAGAUCUAUCUUAUAAUUAAUAAGAUCAAAUAUAUGAAGAAUUACAAUCAUGAUUUAUAAUUAAUAAUUAAGAUUAUAAAUUUGAUUUAAUAUUUUCAUUAUGAAUUCAUAUUAUUUAGAAUGAUAAAAUGUUAUUUAGUCAAAUGGAUAGAUGGACGGAUGAAUUACGCGCUAAAGUUCAAGGUCUAUUAUCUUGUAUUUGAUUGGUUCGUUCAUAAACUAUAGUUACGCCGUAUUUUCAAUAAUAAUAAUAAUAAUAAUAAU